AUGGUUUUGCUACCAAUUACGGCGGUCUUGACCUACCUGAACGCGCACAGGUUCCACAACCUAAUGAUGGAUUCUGGGCUGGUCCCCGGGCGAUUUUUUGAUGUGAAACGAGACCUACCACCGGCAGGAACCACAGGAAUUGAAGCUGAUUUUGUGGAACAUUCCAACGUGAAUCUUCCCGACAUUUCGCGAACGCGUUUAGCAGCCUUAUCGGUGGAACUGGAGAAGAGCCAUAGUUGGGCUUCGGACCAAUUGUCGACAGAACGUACGCAACCAACAAAAUCCUUCGACAUUCAUAUCGUGGAGCUUGAACGGCAAUCUGAACUCCAUGUUGCCGAGAUAAAAUUUCGACAACCAGCUUCUUCCUGGAAGUCGAUUUCCGAUUGGAUUUGUGAGAAUACGAGAGAAAUCUAUGGCGAUGUCUUCCACCUGGUCAUGCCCGUGAAUUCGGUCAGCGAGAUCUUCGGUCACCAGAUGGAAACACUGGCCAAUCGACCGGGAACCUCAAACCUCGAUUUAACAAUAGCGAAGCCGAUCAUUAGCCGAUUCGGCCAAAUUGGCCUCGUGAACUAUCAUAUCAAACUCCAAAGGACGAUUAGUUAUUCGGUACCCAUCAUUGAGGGACAGCUCAGGAUAUCUUCUUUUGCUGUUGAAGCGCCAGAUCUGUUCUCGGUAACUCGGGCAGUUGAACGAAUAUCC
Mesorhabditis spiculigera is the source of this 699-nucleotide messenger RNA. Lineage: Eukaryota; Metazoa; Nematoda; Chromadorea; Rhabditida; Rhabditidae. The record is from the annotation of a GenBank genome assembly.